AACGGCACGGCGAGCAACCAGUUAGGGCGAACAAGGGCGAACGGAUCAGCCGGCCGAGUGGACACGUAGCCGGCGUUUGACGUGUCCUAACCCUUGGAAGGUGUUCGGACUUUCGUGUCCGGUGUCUGUCUGACAUCCGUGUUGGCUCACGAGCCGAAAUCCAGACGAUACGGCGUUGAACGUCCGCGUGGAUACGCCUUCGGCGAAUCGUACGCCUCGAGGAGGAGUUUUUAUCCUUCUCGGGUUAACGCCAUCGGAACGACCAGUCCCAGCAAAAGAUGCUACCAAGUAAAACUGCUGGGCCGUAUACGAAAAAACUUCUGUUUCCCGAUAAAAAGCCAACAUCCAAGCAAAUGAAGUCCUCCACGCUAACGAACGCCGCUGGUCUCAGCUCGCUUAUUACAUUUACAGUUUUGUUGCUUGCCUGGAUAUCUGGAUUUGCAUCCCGACUGUUUGCAGUCAUACGAUUUGAAAGCAUCAUACAUGAAUUUGAUCCUUGGUUCAAUUACCGAGCAACCGCGUACAUGGUACAGCAUGGAUUCUACAACUUCUUGAACUGGUUCGAUGAGAGAGCAUGGUAUCCCCUUGGUCGUAUCGUGGGUGGAACCGUUUAUCCAGGACUUAUGAUAACGUCAGGGUCGAUACACUAUAUUCUCCAUUCAUUAAAUAUUCCGGUUCACAUUAGGGACAUUUGCGUAUUUUUAGCACCCAUUUUUAGUGGUCUUACAGCAAUUUCAACUUAUCUCUUAACUAAAGAAUUAUGGAGUGCCGGAGCAGGACUAUUCGCGGCUUGUUUCAUAGCGAUUGUGCCAGGGUAUAUAUCAAGAUCUGUGGCAGGCAGUUAUGAUAAUGAGGGGAUUGCAAUUUUUGCUUUACAAUUCACCUAUUACCUUUGGGUAAAAUCCGUCAAGACAGGUUCCAUAUUUUGGGCAUCGAUGACUGCAUUAUCGUACUUUUACAUGGUUUCUGCAUGGGGAGGUUAUGUCUUUAUUAUCAACUUAAUUCCAUUUCACGUCUUUGCUCUUUUAGUAACAAAUCGCUACAGUAAUAGAUUAUUUACAAGUUACACUACAUUUUAUAUCUUGGGCCUCUUACUGAGUAUGCAAAUACCAUUUGUCGGUUUCCAACCCAUACGAACAUCGGAACAUAUGGCUGCUGGUGGUGUUUUCGUACUGCUGAUCUUUGUAGCUACUCUAAGGUAUCUCAGGACAAUAUUUACAAAAUCAGAAAUGAAGUACUUUGGAGUUAUAGUUGCAAUUAUUACUUCAUUUCUUUUGAUGAUAUUAAUUGGAUUAACAUAUUCGGGUGUGGUUGCUCCAUGGAGCGGACGAUUUUAUUCACUUUGGGAUACUGGAUAUGCAAAAAUUCAUAUUCCUAUAAUAGCUUCUGUUUCUGAACAUCAACCAACAACAUGGUUCAGUUUUUUCUUUGAUUUACAUAUCUUGGUCACAACAUUUCCUGUUGGACUAUGGUAUUGCAUUAAGCGCAUUAACGAUGAACGUGUUUUUGUGAUUUUAUAUGCCAUAAGUGCCGUAUAUUUCGCUGGUGUAAUGGUACGUCUUAUGUUGACUUUGACACCAGUAGUUUGCAUCUUAGCUGGUGUAGCCUUCAGUGGGCUCUUAGAAGUAUUUCUCAAAGAUGAAGAUAAAGAUCGUAAUGACCGUGAGAGUGGAGAAGCAAGUGAAGAUGAAAGCGAAGACGAAAGAGAAAGAAGCCCAGGGCGAGCUUUGUACGAUAAGGCAGGAAAACUUCGAAGAAUGAAACAUGAAAGACCUAGGGGAGGUGGUGAUGGAUUGGGUUCAAAUUUACGUAACGGAGUAAUCGUUGGCUUGCUAGUUUUGUUGAUGAUGUUUACAGUUCAUUGUACAUGGGUCACCAGUAGUGCAUAUUCCAGCCCAUCAAUUGUACUUGCAUCCUAUACGAACGAUGGCGGCAGAUCGAUACUCGAUGAUUUUCGAGAAGCAUACUACUGGCUGGCUCAAAAUACAGCUAAUGAUGCCAGAAUUAUGAGUUGGUGGGACUAUGGUUAUCAAAUCGCUGGAAUGGCCAACAGGACCACCCUCGUGGACAACAAUACUUGGAAUAACUCUCACAUAGCAUUGGUAGGCAAAGCUAUGAGCUCGAAUGAAAGUGCAGCUUAUGAGAUAAUGACAUCUCUGGAUGUAGAUUACGUGUUAAUUAUUUUUGGUGGAAUGAUUGGUUAUUCCGGGGAUGAUGUCAAUAAGUUUUUGUGGAUGGUACGUAUCGCGGAGGGUGAACAUCCUCAAGAUAUCAGAGAAAGUGAUUAUUUUACGGAAAAAGGAGAGUUUCGUGUAGACUCGAAAGGUUCACCAACGCUCUUGAAUUCUCUAAUGUAUAAAUUGAGCUACUACAGAUUCGGCGAAGUCCGUGUAGAUUAUAGGACUCCUUCCGGAUACGAUCGAACACGAAGUGCUGAAAUAGGAAAUAAGAACUUUCAAUUGACUUACUUGGAAGAAGCUUAUACCACAGAGCACUGGCUAGUUAGGAUCUACAGGGUCAAAAAACCGGAGGAAUUCAAUAGACCAAGGAUACCACUUUCUCGGCGUACCAUUCCCCGAAAUACGAAUUAUAUUAGCAAAAAGUUGUGGGGGUUGGGACAUUGAUGUUUCAGAUUGGCAAGAAUAAAAAAGGUUUCAUCAAGGGUCGUCCGACCGUACUCAAAGGACAAAAACUUCAUCAGAGAAUACCUACGUAACGAAAAUAUUUUCAAAUUCCCGACGAGUUUCAAGUAUAACUUUUAUAAUAAAGGAACUACCGUCCUUUGGCUCAGCUAUGAACUGGACUUAAGAAAUAAUUGUGUUAUCGCCAUACGCAUUACAUCCAUUCGAGGAAUUAGAACAUGACGUGGCGUAGUGUCGUAUAUUGAAUAUUUUUAAAAGAAAUAAUUGCGUCUGGAUAAUGUGGAGGUUGGAACAUACCUUUGAUAGUCGAUUCUGUCAAAAUCUAUAAUAUAAGAUUUAGUAUAUACGUAAUUUGUCAUCUUUUUCAAUAGGCGAACGCAUCGUCAUAUUCUAAACUCUCCCAAAUUUGUCUAUUUUUUCAAAGUGAUGCCGACAAAUAGUCAAGCUUUAUGCAAUGUUAAUACGAAACAAAGGUGUAUAUAUACCAUUUGAAUUUAAUAUCAAAAUAACUGAGAGUCGUGUCGGCAAGGAUUUACUUGUCUUAUUGUUUUCAUUUCUUUCAUUGCGCCAAUGGUUCCAAACUGGAAAUGUUCCGAUCGAUGUUACCAAGAACAUUGUAAUAAUACUAAAUACUGUGUAAGGACAUUCUAAGAUCCUUACACAGUCAAUAAUUAAUGCAGGUAUUGCUUUACCAAUACCCAAGAUAUCUCUUAUGUUGCUCCAUUAUUUGUACACCAAUGCAGAAAUAGAACGACAAAGCCAUAAGUAAUAAUCCAUUAUUUAUGGCUCUGCCGACACAUAAUGGGUCGAGCCAGAAGAAGGACUCAUGUGCGUGUCUUGUGUACACAAUUUGUUGUAUAGUGUCUUGUUGAAAGAUAAACAUUUGCGGUCACGUA
Molecule: messenger RNA, 3538 nt
Organism: Orussus abietinus
Lineage: Eukaryota; Metazoa; Arthropoda; Insecta; Hymenoptera; Orussidae
Gene: Stt3B
Product: dolichyl-diphosphooligosaccharide--protein glycosyltransferase subunit STT3B
Exons: 7
Coding region: 279-2624 (781 amino acids)
Biological process (GO): post-translational protein modification
Cellular component (GO): membrane
Molecular function (GO): dolichyl-diphosphooligosaccharide-protein glycotransferase activity
Source: RefSeq, a predicted model, not a curated record